AUGUCGCUCUUGCCACGCUGCAAGUUUAUUCCCCGAAUGCUUUCAUACCAGAAAAGAGCCAUACAGCAUUCUCCCCGGACCAAAACUGCUUGGCAAACUCCAACCGAAACCCAGAAACAUGGGUUCGAUGCGACCCUAAAGAUUCCUGAAUUUGGACGGAAGUACGCCUCACAGAAGUCGGUGCGGAGUAAUCAGGUGUUUUCGUAUUUUAUGGUCGGGACACUAGGGGUGAUCUCGGCAGUGGGGGCCAAGGCCACUUUGCAUGACUUCCUGGUCAACAUGUCCGCCUCGGCGGAUGUACUGGCCCAGGCAAAAGUCGAAAUUGGACUUGCAGCGAUUCCCGAGGGCAAGAACGCAAGUGUAAUUAUUAAAUGGCGUGGAAAGCCCGUAUUUAUUCGUCACCGGACACAAGAUGAAAUCGACGAAGCUCGCAAGGUGGACUGGAAGGACCUCCGGGAUCCCCAGCCGGACGAGGACCGCGUACAGAGGCCAGAAUGGUUGGUCAUGCUUGGCGUGUGUACGCAUCUUGGGUGUGUCCCAAUUGGCGAGGCAGGUGACUACGGAGGUUGGUUCUGUCCGUGUCAUGGGUCCCAUUACGAUAUCUCUGGACGAGCGAGGAGAGGUCCGGCGCCAUUGAAUCUGGAGGUUCCCCAGUAUAACUUUGCGACAGAGGAUACUCUAGUCAUUGGUUAG
Aspergillus chevalieri is the source of this 693-nucleotide messenger RNA. RefSeq names its product hsp70 nucleotide exchange factor fes1. The record is from RefSeq and is a predicted model, not a curated record. Gene Ontology annotation, biological process: mitochondrial electron transport, ubiquinol to cytochrome c. Bases 1 to 693 code for a protein of 230 amino acids. Gene Ontology annotation, molecular function: 2 iron, 2 sulfur cluster binding; quinol-cytochrome-c reductase activity. NCBI's taxonomy places the organism in Eukaryota, Fungi, Ascomycota, Eurotiomycetes, Eurotiales, Aspergillaceae. Gene Ontology annotation, cellular component: membrane. The transcript has 4 exons.